AUGCGGGCGAAAGAUUUCCCGUUCGUCGACGACGCCCUGACGUCGCGCGCGGCGACGCUUCGCGAUUUUCUGACGUCGGACGCGCCGAGAGGCGACGCGCGCGCGAGGCUUCGCGAGGAGUUGGUGCGCUGGCACCCCGACAAGUUUUCAAAGUAUCUCGACCUCGCGCGCGAGGAGGAUUUGGGCGAGAUCAGGGACCGCGUGAACGCGACCAGUCGCGCGGUUCGCGACGCGUUCAAGGCGUCGGCCGCGGCGGCCGCGGCGCGCCCGCGCUGA
Messenger RNA from Ostreococcus lucimarinus CCE9901, 276 nucleotides. RefSeq lists its product with no specific name. The record is from RefSeq and is a predicted model, not a curated record. Bases 1 to 276 code for a protein of 91 amino acids. The transcript has a single exon. Lineage: Eukaryota; Viridiplantae; Chlorophyta; Mamiellophyceae; Mamiellales; Bathycoccaceae.